Messenger RNA from Drosophila ananassae, 1169 nucleotides. RefSeq lists its product as uncharacterized. Lineage: Eukaryota; Metazoa; Arthropoda; Insecta; Diptera; Drosophilidae. Bases 117 to 1091 code for a protein of 324 amino acids. The transcript has a single exon. Gene Ontology annotation, cellular component: mitochondrion. The record is from RefSeq and is a predicted model, not a curated record.
GUAAACUUUCAAACUUCUUUAGAACACUCUCUUUCACGAACAAAUUAUUCGUGCAUUAGCAUUCUAUUUGACCUCUCAAGGAAAUCAUUUGUACUCAAAAUUUAAAAAUACGCAACAUGUCUAAAAACCGCUGUUUAGAACCAAUGAACCUUCAUUGUUCCUCGAAGCUGCCACAUCUGAGGGCAAGUGUGACUCCAUACUGCCCGAAGCCGACUCUGACGCGGUCAGAUUCUCCCAAGCUGGAGAACGACAAGCGCAAUGGUCUAGAUAUGCAGCUGCCCGAGGAAGAGUACGAUAUAACCGUGAAGCGGGUUCGAUGGGCUCCAACAUACGGAGAUAGAAGCUCGAGUGAGUUGACAGACAGACCUGCCACAUAUAUCACUCCACGAAGCACCAAACAGAUUCAAUUCGAUACGGACACACCCGACGAGGUGCGACUGGCCCAUGAGCUGCGUCUGGCGGUUCAUCGCGGUGGUGGCUCCGUUGAUCCCGAGCGAAAUUCCGAGCUGAGAGCUCGCCUGUCGCCCAUGCAGCUGCCCUACAGCCGGGUGCAGCGCAUUCUGCGAGAGUGCGAGCUGUACGAGCGGAACCAGACCACCUACAUCCUGCCCAUAGACUAUGGCCGCCAGACUGUGGGACUGAUUUGCAAAGCCCGGACCGAUAACCUAAGUGACCUGAAGCUUCGCUUGUUAGUCAUACUGAAGCAGCAUAGGGCUCGCUUUAUCAAUCGCCAUUUGUUCAAGGAAGCUGGCUUCAUAGAGGCCGUUCUUCCGAACAAGGUGCUAUUGAGCUUCGAGGAUUUCAAUCAGACUCUACAAACAGACGCCUUGUGGUGCAAGGCAACCAGUGUUACCAUAAAGAACUACGCAAAGGGCGCCGUCACCUUUCAGUGCCAGCCACUGGACCUGCGCGAGGUGAAGGCCAAACUAAGGGAUUGCGGCUACAAGAUCACUCACUCCGAGCUGGGGCACAGUCCGAAAAAGGCGCUUGUUCAGCUCCCCGAGCGCCAAAUGAAGCGCUACAAGGAGUUUCUCGAACAGCUUAAGCAGGACCACGAUGUAGUAAGAGUCUAUGACAAUGUGCGUGUUUAGUACAGACUAGAGUCGAGAAUAGCUAGAAUUGGCGAUUGAAAAUUAGUACCCGUAAUUAAAUUAAAAGUAUUCGGCUAA